Messenger RNA from Archocentrus centrarchus (flier cichlid), 1565 nucleotides. RefSeq names its product fibrinogen-like protein 1-like protein. Lineage: Eukaryota; Metazoa; Chordata; Actinopteri; Cichliformes; Cichlidae. Bases 267 to 1106 code for a protein of 279 amino acids. The transcript is spliced from 3 exons. The record is from RefSeq and is a predicted model, not a curated record.
UUAAGUAAGGCAGAGAUAUGUGUUUAAAUGCAGGAUUUAUCUCGCUUCACACAGAUAAGUCGAGGAUUGGUGUCUAUCGUUUUAAGAUGAACCUGAGGAUAAAGUCCAACUCUAACUGGGCACAGGCACGGCAAUACAGUGAACUUUCAGUCUGAACUCAGCUGUUGGCUUUGUGUUCUGCUGCUUUUCAUAUGCUCAGAGGAGACAAAUACAGGGUGGGAGAGGAUUUCUGCAUUGUGUUUGGAGACUUAACAAGAAAGUGAAAGAUGAAGUGUUUGAGAUGUCUGUUGCCAACAGCAGCUUUGCUGCUGCUUAAUGUGACCGGACUUGUCAUGGAGCAUCUUCAAGCUGAAAACCUCAAUCUCCUUUCCCCUGAUGAGCACAAAUUGGUCCUGAACCGUGGAAUGAGAGUGCUGCCCAGAGACUGCUAUGAAAUGCUGAUGGCCUCUUCAGGCCAGGCCAGAGACGGCGUGUACCUGAUCCAACCAGGGGGCUCCCCCAUUGUGGCCUACUGUGCCAUGCAGGAGGGAGGCUGGACUGUGGUGCAGCAUAUUACUGUCAAUAGCAGUGUGAACUUUGACCGCACUUGGGCUGAAUAUAAGAAAGGCUUUGGGUCUAUCACUGGAGAUCAUUGGCUUGGGAAUGAAUAUCUUCAUCUGCUCACCCGUGGCCCUGCACGCUAUAAACUCGGAGUAAAACUCGUGGACCGAGAUGCCAUCACCAAGAUGGGAGAGUAUGAUCCAUUCCUGGUGGAGGAUGAAUCAUCAGCAUAUAGACUGAGGCUGGGGUUGUUUGAGGGCACAGCCAUAGACGCUAUGACCUUGGACACAGAGAACUAUCUGCACGACAAUCAGAAAUUCACCACUAAAGACAGAGACAAUGAUAACUACUUCCAAAACUGUGCCAAACUGGAGUUUCAAGGGGUGCCAGGAGGAGGUUGGUGGUACGAUGCCUGCGCCGGUGCCAAUCUAAAUCGCAGGAACGUCAUCUACUGGCAGAAAGACUGCAACAAGGAGCGGCUAUGCAAGUAUGCAUGGAUGAUGGUGAGACCGUCUGACACAGUCAAAGUGAUUCAGAGUGGAAACUGCAAGAAGGAUGAGCUAUGAGGACUUUUUCUCAUGAUUUAUGUCAGAUUUUAGUCUUAGUUUCAUCAAAAACUACAAUGGAUGAUAUCAGUAAUUUUCCUGUAAUAACUAUUGGACCGUCCAUUGACCACAUUUUAUUCAGAAAUGCAUGGACAUGAUCACAAAAUACUGGAAAGAAACAAAAAAUUAUCACAAACUCGAAACACAUUAAAAAGUCGCAGUACAGCUUUAGCUCUAGCUUUGUUUCCAUCAUACACCAAGUCACUAUAUACUGCUCAAAAAUUUAAAGGAACACUUUUUAAUCAGAGCACAGCAUCAUUCAAACUUCAUUAAAUCUCUGGGAUAUCGAUCUGUGCAGUUAAGUAGCAGAGGGGGCUGUUAAUCCAAGGAGGGGCACAGACCUCUACAGGCUAGGCAACGGCACCCUGACUGCCAUUAGGCAUCAGGAUGAAAUCCUUGGACCCACUCUCAGACCCUACG